This is a messenger RNA of Penicillium soppii, 2196 nucleotides long. Its product is annotated as ankyrin repeat domain-containing protein. Bases 1 to 2196 code for a protein of 731 amino acids. Gene Ontology annotation, molecular function: protein binding. The transcript is spliced from 2 exons. Lineage: Eukaryota; Fungi; Ascomycota; Eurotiomycetes; Eurotiales; Aspergillaceae. The record is from RefSeq and is a predicted model, not a curated record.
AUGGUCGAGCUCCUUCGUGCCUCGGGGGCAACUCCUGAAGUGACGGGAAUUUCUAUGAUUCAAACUGACCAGAGUCACGGCUCUCUGUGGUCUUUCAGCAAUAUAAAGAUUCUCUCUUUGCUCCUCGAACUCGGUGCAGACCCAGAAACCUUUGUCGCCGACAAACCAAGAGGUUUCCCGCUUAUAAGUGUUGCUUCUGAGGGAGAGGUGGAAGCUUUUCAACUUCUUUUAGAUGCUCAUGCACAACCGGACUGGGCCAUUCUGGAGUUUGGGACUGCAUUACAAGCUGCUGCCGCACGAGGCCAUGAAGUUGUCGUUAGGAUCCUCAUCGAGCGUGGUGCAGGUGUCAACACCACCUGGUUAACAUCUAACCACUAUGACCCCAUCCACCAUCGCCAGGUUCGGGGCUAUGCGGCUUUCAAAACACCAAUUCAACUUGCAGCAAGCGGAGAUCAUCCAGGUAUUGUACAGACUCUGCUACAGAGUGGAGCUCUGGUGAAUUACUCUCCCAGUGUUGCGGGCCUUGGACUCUCCAGAAUCGAGGACAUAUUCUCGCACUGGAGUGAAGCCGGCCCCGGCAAAGAGAUGCCUCUUGCAUAUGCUGUCCAGUACGCCGCAAUAAAUCAAAACGUUACUCUUGUUCAACAGCUUCUUGCUGCUGGAGCGAAUGUGGACUCUAGAAUUGGUACAAACUACGGGGAUACCCCCCUGCAGACAGCGGCCGGGUUUGGCGAUGUGGCAAUGACACGACUUCUACUUGAUCAUAAGGCUAAUUUAAAUGCCCCUGCGGGAAAGUACUAUGCAAAGGCAGAUAUAAAUGCCGAUGGGGGCUGGCAAAGGAGAACAGCUGUCCAAGCCGCGAUCGAGAGACGCCAUCAAGCUGCGGUAGCAAUAUUGUUAUUAUUGGGCGCCGAUAUCAACGCAAAGCCGGCUUUCCGCGACGGGAUGACUGCAUUGCAAGCGGCAGCAUUUACUGGCGAUAUGGGACUUUUCCAAAUGGCCCUACAAUACGUCGCACACAUCAAUGCUCCAGCUGGAUCCGAGAAUGGAAUCACUGCGUUUCAAGCUGUAAUCAAGCACAAAAAUCUCACUGCUCUCAAGAGCGCGCUCCAGGCAGGCGCGGACGUGAACGGGCGACCAUCCAAGCAAAACGAGUUUCAUGCUUACUCUGACGGCUACGUAGCAUCAAAUAAGACACCGCUCCAAUAUGCGGUGUAUUUAGGAUGGCUUGAUGGUGUGCAAUGCCUCCUAAAUUGGGGAUCAGAUAUUGACGCGCUCCCUCCUCACCCUAAUUUUGAUGCAUACUCAGCACUGGGUUGUGCCAUUGAAAAUAAUCAUGAGGAUCUAAUCGGAUUAUUGCUUCGAAACGGUGCUGAUCCAAAUACUUCUGCCUUCAAUCAUGAAUGUGCACCAAGGGCUUUUAUUCUGGCCCUCUCUCAGGGCCGCUCAAAUGAAAGAAUCAAGCUUUUUCUGCAAAAUAAUGCUGAUAUCACUGGUUGUUGGGGCACUAAAUUAGCACUCGAGGUUGCAGUUUUUGGCGAUGCGGCCGAUGUCGUUGAAACGAUCAUCAAAUUGAGUUCACAGCUUCCUGGUGACCAAUACCAAUAUUCGAUCAAAGGCUUAUUAGCUAUCGUAAUAGUGGCUUCUGGCUGGUCGCUCCAUUAUAACCUUGUGAAAAUGCUGGUUCAAGCUGGUGCUGAUACCAAUGCGACUUGCUCUGAAACUGGGCAGACGUUACUUCAAAAGUCUAUCGGUGCAAGUGACGUUGGUGUCAUUAAACUUCUGCUUGAACACGGGGCUGAGGUGAACAUAUUGGCGACAGAGAGUACAGGGAAGCCUUUGCGGGUUGCAAUACUAGAAGGUAAUGUGGAAAUAGCAGAAAUUCUUCUUGAGCAUGGCACCGAUAUCAAUGCUCCUCCAUCCAAGAAAAGGGGUGCUACAGCGCUUCAGGCAGCUGCAAUAACAGGGUAUUAUAGCCUUGUCCUACGGUUAUUAGAAUACGGUGCUGAUGUUGCUGCCGCGCCAUCAGCCAUCUUCGGCAGAACAGCAAUAGAUGGAGCUGCUGAACAUUGUCGUUUAGAGAUAUUGCAGCUACUGUCAAAUUUAUAUGGGGACCGGCCAGAUUUGGCACUCGUUUGUAGCCAUGCUGCUUCUGUCGCAGAACGAGAAGGUCAUGUGAAUAGCAAUCUUACUUAG